AUGACCCGCAUACAUUACGCUUCUGUAAAUAUCACCCAGCCGCGCCCUGGAAUGGUAAUCAAUACCAACAUACCCUCUACAGCGGACGACGGAAGGUGUCGAGAUGGCCAUGAUCACCGCCAGAGACUUGGUAUGGAUUCCCUCCCAGACCCAGCCAUUGACAUGGAUUCUAACAUUCAACAGAGACGAAGGCUCCCCAGAGGAGACAGCUGCGACGCAGCCUCCCGCGACCCGACCGUCAAGAUCGAUCUCUCAGGCCGCAAGCUAACCGACGAGGGCUUCGAUAUAUUCAUCGAUACCCUGCUCGAGACUCACCAGAAAGAGAAAGACGACAAUCACCCCGAAGGCUUUGUCCGGCUCUUCGAGCUUCAACUGAGCGGCAAUUGUCUAACCUUCAGGUCAUUGCCCAAGCUCGGCAUGGCAAUCAGACUCAGCACCGGUGAUCUGAGCAACCUUGAUCUGUCUCAUAACUGUAUCGAGCUCAGUACCACCAGGGAAAAGGCGGCUUGGAAGUAUUUCUUGACUUCCUUUGAGGAGUGUUACAUGCUCAAGAAAGUCAACUUCAGUGGAAACCCUCUCGGUACUCCCGGCGUGGAAAUCCUGGCUAGGAUAUACACCCGCAGCAAACUGGGGUUCCCGGAUCAGAAUGCCCCUCUCCCUGUGGAAGAAUACCAUUCCGGCGUUGUUGGCCAAAGCGAGGACCCGGCCUCUAGUAACAAUGCUCGUGGCAUUGAUCUCUCUAUCUAUGCCAAAGAUCAGAGCCCCGCGAAUACUGAAGAUCAGGACGCAAUGCCCCAACCUCAGGGAACAUCCGAGAUUGCAUCCGAGAGCAAUCGGAGACACUUCCGCAAAACUCGUGGACUGCGGUCAGUGCCGGAGUUGAUUGUGACCGGAAUCCCCAUGUCAGCCACUGGAGUUAUCCAUCUGGCCAGUAUUCUGUGCAUGCAGGAAUCACGCGAGGUCCUCUCUUUAUAUCUUCCAAAGGCGAAGGUGGCUGCCUCUCGACCGGAAGCCGGGGGAAAGAAUCUAAGCAUCACUUGGCAUCUGAAUGAGCAUUUGCCUCAACAAGUUCGUCAAUUGUUGUAUUGGGCAACUGACAUUGCGGAGCAAGCUCCGAGUUUCUAUCAAAACAGUCUCACUGUGGCGAUUAAGAAAUUAGAGGUUCCUCAAAGCCCGACUGCUCCGUUGAAAGGUAGAUCAUGGAGAGGAAGAUCUGAUAUGAAAUUCCAAUGGGUCACUAAAAACCUCUGA
Messenger RNA from Penicillium concentricum, 1251 nucleotides. RefSeq lists its product as uncharacterized. The record is from RefSeq and is a predicted model, not a curated record. The transcript has a single exon. Lineage: Eukaryota; Fungi; Ascomycota; Eurotiomycetes; Eurotiales; Aspergillaceae. Bases 1 to 1251 code for a protein of 416 amino acids.